Pelagomonas calceolata is the source of this 327-nucleotide messenger RNA. The record is from the annotation of a GenBank genome assembly. NCBI's taxonomy places the organism in Eukaryota, Pelagophyceae, Pelagomonadales, Pelagomonadaceae.
AUGAAUGCUUUGUACGCAGGUUUUCACCUGGCUCGCUCGUUGAUUGAACUCGGGCGGUACGCUGAUGCCAAAUCACUCGUGUUGCGGUUCCUGCGCGGAAUCGACCCGGGUGACGACAAGGGCACCUAUCUGCGAAGACUCCACGCGGAGACCGUCUACAAGACCGAAGGCGCGUCCCGCGACGACGUCUUAAAGGCGGCGACGACCCUCGAGGACGUACUAAGCUUGCUGCGGCGACGCUUGGGCGCGGGCCAUCCGGAUACACUGGAGACGCUCGCCGAGCUCGACCGCGCGCGCAUGACGCUCGAGGAUAAGUUUCAACAGUAA